Saprolegnia parasitica CBS 223.65 is the source of this 612-nucleotide messenger RNA. RefSeq lists its product as hypothetical. Gene Ontology annotation, molecular function: antiporter activity; xenobiotic transmembrane transporter activity. Gene Ontology annotation, cellular component: membrane. Gene Ontology annotation, biological process: transmembrane transport. The coding region runs from base 1 to 612 and encodes 203 amino acids. Lineage: Eukaryota; Oomycota; Saprolegniomycetes; Saprolegniales; Saprolegniaceae. The transcript has 5 exons. The record is from RefSeq and is a predicted model, not a curated record.
AUGGUGCUCUUCGAGCUUCUGGGCAUGGCUGUGCCUUCGUUUCUGGCGGGCCGACUGCCAUCGCCGGCGGUCGCAAUGAGCGCCAACACCAUCUACAUGGCCUUUCGCUACCUCUUUACGAUGGUGUACCUUGGCAUUAGCUUUGUGGCAGGCAUUCGCGUCGGCAAUGCCCUUGGACGGGGUGACGCGGUCUCGGCCAAGAACGCAGCCAUCUACAGCAUCCAGCUCUCCGCCGCAUGGGCACUGGUGGCCACGGUCGCGAUGAUGGGCCUCGGGCCCUAUUACGCGCAAGGCUACACUUCCGACAAGGCCAUUCUGAGCACGGCGAACGAUCUUUUCUGGUACACAAGGCCCGCGCAGACUGCGAUUGGCAUUUGGGGAACCGUCCAAGUCAUCUUUCGUGGCAUGGGUCACCCCCACCAAGGCGCGAUCCUCAACUUUAUCGAUUCCUUCUCGUGUCGUUGGUCUCUGGCUCGGUUUACGCUCUGUACGAUCUACGGUCUCUACUGGUUCUGCACUGUCGACUGGGAAUCCAUGGUGCACGAGGUCGAGAGCACGUUCCAGCAAACCGCGACCGCCGACGCCUACUACCACGAUUCUUAUAGCCGCUAG